AUGGACUCGCCACCCCAGACGCCUCGCACCACCAGCUUCAACCAGUCGAUGGCGAGGAACGGGAACCCCUUCUCCCCGCCAGCCAGCGUGCUCACCUUCAGCACCCCCACCGAGUCGCCCAUGCAGACACCGGCAUUUCUCCCUGCUCAGUAUCCGUUCCCAGAAACUGCGCCGAGGAGCGGCAUUACGUCGCUAGCCACAAGCGUCGCUGAUUUGCACCGUACCUCCUCGUCCUUGGGCAGUCGGCCGCAGACAGCCGAAUCUCCCAGGGUCAGCUAUGUCCCCCCCUCGUAUGCACGCUCCCGGGAAGCUUUCACCUCCCCCCCUUCCCGCCCUCUCACUUUGUACAACACUCCUCCCGUCACCAAGGUGAUCAGGGAACGACCCAAGUCGACCAGGCUCACCAACGACAACCUCCCCGAGAAGCCAUGGGUCGAGAAGAGGGACAGGCGUGCCACCGUCGCGUACAUCACGACCUACAGCGUGGCCUUACUCGGAAUCGUCGCCAGCUUCCUCAAGAUCUACUUUGAUUGGAAAUCUCUUCCUGUCUUGACCGGCAACUUGUGCUCGGUCCUUGAUGAGGAUUUCUCCAGCGGAAAUGACGUCUUUGGCGACAAUGGCGUCUUCUUCCGAGAGGUCGACAUGAGUGGCUUUGGAAAUGGCCAGUUCGAGAUGACGACUUCUUCCCUCAACAAUUCUUUCGUUUCCAACAACCGUUUGUACAUCCUUCCCACUCUCACCGAGGACAGCAUCGGCAGCGAUGCAGUCCUCAACGGUCACGUGUACAAUAUUACCGAUUGCACGUACAACAUCACUCUCGGACAGUCGUACACCGAUUCCUCGUCGACCAGCACAGGCACCACCGCUAUCGGCAGCGACGCAGAUUUUGAUGCCGCCGCUUACUACGCUGCCUGUUCGGCCGUGAGCAACUCUACGACAGGAACGAUCAUCAAUCCUGUUCAGAGCGCAAGGAUAAGUACGAGGAGCAGCGCUAACAUCCGCUACGGCAAGGUCGAGAUGUGGCCUGCCAUUUGGAUGCUUCCCGUUGAUAACACGUACGGAAGCUGGCCUCUAAGUGGUGAAAUCGACAUUAUGGAAUCUCGAGGAAACGGGAUUUCAUAUCCUGAACAGGGAUCCAACUAUGUUCGCGGCUCGCUCAACUGGGGUCCGGUCUCUUGGUACAAUGCUGUCGCCAAGACGUACGGAUGGUGGACCCUCCGACGGGGUACCUACGCGUCCGACUUCCACACCUACUCGAUCGAGUGGACCGACAAGUUCAUUCGGAUUUACGUCGACACCCGCUUGCAUCACAUGUUCCAGAUGACCAUCAAGGAAUCCUUCUGGGACCUCGGAGAUUUUCCGUCCACUACCACGAAUGGAUCUGAGACCAUCGCGCUGGACAACCCGUGGGUCAACGGGUCCACGUCCGCACCGUUCGAUCAGAGGUUCUAUCUCAUAUUGGACAUUGCUAUUGGAGGAACAAACGGAUGGUUCCCAGAUGGGUAUGGCAGCAAGCCGUGGCUAGAUGGGUCUUCGACUGCGAUGAGGGACUUUUACAACAAGAAGGACACUUGGUAUGCGACCUGGCCGGAGAGCGUCGACGACCGUGCUUUGGUGAUUGACUCGGUGAAAAUGUGGGAACGGUGUUAA
Messenger RNA from Guyanagaster necrorhizus, 1650 nucleotides. RefSeq names its product glycoside hydrolase family 16 protein. Lineage: Eukaryota; Fungi; Basidiomycota; Agaricomycetes; Agaricales; Physalacriaceae. Gene Ontology annotation, biological process: carbohydrate metabolic process. The record is from RefSeq and is a predicted model, not a curated record. The transcript has 9 exons. Gene Ontology annotation, molecular function: hydrolase activity, hydrolyzing O-glycosyl compounds. Bases 1 to 1650 code for a protein of 549 amino acids.